Messenger RNA from Stylophora pistillata, 2673 nucleotides. Its product is annotated as heat shock protein 68. Gene Ontology annotation, molecular function: ATP binding; ATP-dependent protein folding chaperone. The record is from RefSeq and is a predicted model, not a curated record. NCBI's taxonomy places the organism in Eukaryota, Metazoa, Cnidaria, Anthozoa, Scleractinia, Pocilloporidae.
UUCAAUGAUUCUCAGAGACAGGCCACAAAAGAUGCUGGGACAAUAGCAGGGCUGAAUGUGAAGAGGAUCAUCAAUGAGCCAACGGCUGCUGCUCUCGCAUAUGGCUUGGAAAAAAAUCUCAGCGGCGAGAAAAACGUGCUAAUAUUCGAUCUGGGAGGAGGAACCUUUGACGUCUCCAUUUUGACAAUCGACGAGGGAUCACUCUUUGAGGUUCUCUCCACAGCUGGUAACACACAUCUUGGCGGAGAAGACUUCGACAAUCGCAUUGUGGAUCACUUUGUGAAAGAAUUCAAGAAAAACUUUAAGAAAGAUCUCAAAAACAAUCCGAGAGCACUUCGUCGCCUGAGGACUACCUGUGAGCGAGCCAAACGAACACUGUCAUCCAGCACUCAAGCUAAUAUAGAGAUCGACUCCUUAUCCGAGGGGAUCGAUUUCUACUCUAAGAUAACCCGAGCCAAGUUUGAAGAACUAUGCAUGGAUCUCUUUCGCUCCUGCCUCGAACCAGUGGAAAAGGCGCUAAGGGAUGCAAGGCUUGACAAAAAUCAAAUCCACGAGGUGGUUCUGGUUGGGGGCUCUACAAGGAUUCCAAAGAUACAGAAACUUUUAGAAGACUUCUUCGAUGGUAAACAGCUAAACAAGUCUAUUAACCCAGACGAAGCUGUAGCUUACGGUGCUGCAAUCCAGGCUGCCAUUCUAUCCGGGGACCAAAGCUCAGAGAUCAAGGAUGUCCUGCUACUUGAUGUUGCACCCUUAAGUCUCGGCAUUGAAACCGCUGGUGGAGUGAUGACAACACUGAUUGAACGCAAUACGAGAAUCCCAACCAAGGUGUCAAAAGAGUUUACUACAUACUCAGAUAAUCAGCCAGCUGUUACCAUUCAGGUGUUUGAAGGAGAGCGUGCCCUGACCAAAGACAACAAUGAACUGGGACGAUUUGAGCUGAGCGGAAUCCCACCCGCUCCCCGGGGCGUGCCCAAAAUUGAAGUCUCUUUGGAUAUUGAUGCCAACGGGAUCUUGAACGUGUCCGCGAAGGAUCAGAGCACUGGAAGAACCAACACCAUCACUAUUACCAACGACAAGGGAAGGUUGUCCAAAGCUGACAUUGAUCGCAUGGUGGCUGAAGCCGAGAGAUACAAGGAAGAAGACGAGAAGCAACGUCAAAAAAUCUCAGCCAGAAACAGCUUGGAAAACUAUGCGUACAACGUCAAACAAUCGAUUGAAGACCCGAACGUGGAGAACAAACUCAGUUCUGCAGAUCUGGAGGCGGUAAAAAGCAAGGUGCAAGAAGUAAUCGCUUGGUUGGACAGAAAUUUGCAGGCAGGCAAAGAAGAGUACGAAGAAAAAGAGAAAGAUCUACAGGGACUGUGUUCACCAAUCAUGGCCAAGUUAUAUGGACAGCAGCAGAGCACCGACGGGUCCUGCAAUGGACCCACAGUAGAAGAAGUUGAUUAAGUGAUAAGUUACUGUUUUUGGACAUUCAUAACUGUUUUUAAAAUGAUUAGAUGAUUAUGUAUUUUUUUAGUUUUUUUGCAUGCAUGAUAUUGUAAAAAUAUUUUACUUCACAUCAUUUGGAACAAGUAUCCUUUAAGCGUACAAUAAAAGUAUUAGCAUACACAGUAUGAUUUAGGUCAGUCGUUACAAAAACUAUUUGGAUGUGCUCUCUGAAAAUUAGCAAACGUUAGUUAUACGGAUUUUUUACAAGCCCUAGCUGAGUAUUGUCGAAGUGUCUUUUUUUUUAAUGUAGCGGAAUGUAUGUAAUGUAGGAAACAACUUCUAGUCAAACAUUGCGAAUGUAAUGCUACUUUGGCUAUUAUGAACGAAGAGAAGCAAAAACAAAUCAAAAUGUGCGUAUUAUGGGCCGUUGGAAGACAGAUGAAUAAAUUCAGAAUGGCAAACUAGUUAAGAGUUGAAAGUUACAUUUCUUAAGUUUCCAUUCCCAAUAGUGUCUGGCAACCUAUUGAUGAUAAUGGUACCACCUGUAAGGGAAUGCGUUUUCAAUUCAGCGCGAAUCACUUACCCCAGAGUUAAAAAAUAUUAAAUACAGAGAUGAAGAAAACAAUGCGCUGGAGCUCUCGUUUAUAAGUUAAGCCGAUGGAAGUUAAUUUGCACCGUUUACUUGAUCUUGUUUCGUUUUAACGAGUGAAAAAUAGGUUGUAUAUCUGGUUCAUGUAUAUGGCGGUUCAAAGUAUUUUGGAUAUACAAAUCAUGUAAAAUUUAUUGACUUGCAUGAUUUUUUUUUACAUUUUUGGAAAUCCCAUUUGAUGCUGAAACACAGUAAAAGAAGAAAUGUGAAAUGUACCUGCAAAGUUGCUGUUAGUGAGGGGAUCAGUUGUAAUGAGUGGUAAUAAAACGAAAACAAUUCCCUAAGUAGGAUCAGAAUUGGAAGCUUGUUACUUUAGGGAUGGUCGACUUCAGAAAUCCUGAAGAAACGUCUCUUUCAACUGCUGUGCGCUGAAUCAAGCUUUCAAAAAAAACCAUUCUCUAAGUAAUUAGGUACUUCGUGUCUGUACAGAUUGCUAUUCCAUGCAAAGACUGAUACAAGUGAAGUCUACUGCUUAAUCUGUUCAUUUUCCUGCUUCUCCUUCUUUUUACACGCAUAGCUGUUUGUUGGUGUUUCUGAAGUUUGAUUGAAUGACAGAAAGCUGAUGAUAGAAAGGCCGCUCGCUUUUUCCGUUU